This is a messenger RNA of Octopus bimaculoides (California two-spot octopus), 1806 nucleotides long. RefSeq names its product retinol dehydrogenase 14. Lineage: Eukaryota; Metazoa; Mollusca; Cephalopoda; Octopoda; Octopodidae. The record is from RefSeq and is a predicted model, not a curated record.
GUAUAACACAACAGAUUUAUAAACAGAUAGUUUUGUUUCGUUGUUGACACACAAAUACGUACAAAGCAUAGAAAAACGGACGUAAAUGAUGAUGAUGAUGCAUACCGAGUGGAAGAUCGUCACGUUCCAAACAUGUUUCACUCUGCUGCGUCUCUACAACUGAAACAGAAUUUAAAUACUUUCUCUUCCAUUUUUUAAAAAAAGAAAACAUUUCCUCAUCCGUUAAGACAUUUGUGUUUUUGAUAUUGUCUGAAGCAGACGUUCGAAUUAGCUAAAGGAGAGACGGAGAGAGUUAUUAGUUCGAUAUAUUAAUAUACGGCGCUUGCAACAUUUUUUAAAAAGUAAUAAUGUCACUUGCAGUGAAUUAUUUCGAUAGAAACGGAAAAAUCUUUACGAUGCUUUUCUACACGAUAUUGUUGUGUAUAGUCACAACGUGUUGCUUGUAUAUUCUCUCCAAAAUUGCGAUGAAAAUCCGAUAUCAUUAUCAUUUCAAGUGCCAUAAAAACUACUUCCGAAUGGAUGGGAAAACGAUACUUAUUACUGAAGCUACUUCGGGUACAGGUAGAUCCAUUGCCGAGUAUCUUGUUGCGCAGGGUGCCAAAGUAAUCAUGGCCUGUAGGAAUAUAUCUAAAGCGGAGGAAGUCGCCGAUGAAAUUCGAAAUUCAACCGGUAUAGACCCUAAAAUGUUAAGCGUUGUCCAUUUGGAUUUUAUAGACCUCAACAGCGUCCGAGAAUGUGCUAAAAAAAUCACUGCAUCGGAAGAUCGAAUUGAUGUAUUGUUCAACAACGCUGGAUUAGGACUAAGUCCUUUUAAAUUAACGAAACAAGGGUACGAUUAUGUAUUUGGCGUUAAUUACGUGGGACCAUUUCUGUUAACCUAUUUACUGAUCGAUCUACUGAAGAAAUCUUCUCCCAGCCGAGUUAUCAACGUUAUUCCGUGUGGUGACACGUUCCUCAAAGAAGAACCAGAUUUUUCACGACAACUAACACAAGAAUCAGACAUCAAAUAUCCAAACCUGUUUGGUUAUAACAUGAGCAAGUUGGCUCAGAUUUGGCACGCUAAAAUCUUAAGCGAAAAACUGAAAGAUUAUCAAGUGAGCACAAUCAGUGUUCACACUGGGUCUGGUUCCAAGAUAACAACAGAUCAGAAGAUGCUGGCGAAGAUAGUCUCCCGUUUUUUCGAUUUGAUAUCUAGAAAAUUUAACAUGUUACCUAGAGAUGCCGCUUUGACUGUUGCCUAUUUGGCUAUGGAUCCCAACUUGGAGGACAUGUCUGGUCAAUAUUUUGAAAACAUGAAAAUUUCUCAAAAUUUGAGUCCUUAUGCGAAAGACAAACAACUAGCCCAGAAAAUGUGGGACGUUUCCAUGGAAAUGUGUGGACUUUGUAAAAAAAACGAGUAGAGUUUUUCAUGGGGCGUCCUCCUUCGCGUUUUGUUUUGAAACAUGCUUGUUUAUCAUUAUUAUUACCAUUAUUAUUAUUAAAAAUAAUACUCAUUUCUUAUUUAGGCAUAAGGGCAGUAAUUUUGAGGCGGGGAAUAAGUCGAUACCACGGGACCUGCAAAUACUUGACUGGUGUUUCAUUUAAUCGAUCUCCAACGGAUGGAAGGCAAUCCCUCCGAGGUUAACUUUGUUUUCCACCCUCUCGGGGUCGAUAAAAUAACCAUCAGUUGAGUACUGGCGUCGAUGUAAUCGACUUAACCCCCAUCCACGAAGUUGCUGGCCUUGUGCCAAAACUUGAAAUCAUUGAUAUUAUUGUUGUUAUAAUUUUUUUCAUUGAGAAAAAGUAAAUUAUAAAUAUAAAAAAACA